Messenger RNA from Cygnus olor (mute swan), 4992 nucleotides. RefSeq lists its product as uncharacterized. The record is from RefSeq and is a predicted model, not a curated record. Lineage: Eukaryota; Metazoa; Chordata; Aves; Anseriformes; Anatidae. The transcript has 2 exons. Bases 1 to 1005 code for a protein of 334 amino acids.
AUGCUCAUGGUGCCGGCGGCGGGGGGAGGAGGAAGAGGAGGAGGAGGAGGACGAGGAGGAGGAGGAGGAGGAGAAGGCCGCCGCCCCGCAGCCGGUUGUGACGGUGGCGGGCUCGGGGCCUCCCUCGGCGGGCGCCGCCUGACUCCCGCCGCUCCGGUCACACACACACGGGGGGGGCCGGGCCGCGGCGGCAGCUCCCCGGGCUGCGCAGGCGCUGCAGCGGGCGCCGAGCCAGCAUGGAGGCGGGCGGCCGCGCGCAGGCGCCGGGACGCUGAGGGGAGCGGCUCCCCCCGGCCGGUCCCCGCCUCGGCUGAAGGAGGGGAACCGCGGGGCGCCGGGGUGUGCGGUCCGGUGCCCCUCAGGUGUCCCCCAGGAACCCCCCGCCGCGGGAUCCGGGUGCCCCCGGGGUGGUGGCUGCCUGGGUGUGCCGGGGAGGAACCGGGCUGUGCCUCCCUCCUCUGCCCCGCAGCGAGGGCUGAAGGGGAUGCGAAAUGCUUUCGUGUGGUGCCUGUGAAUCUGACUUUUAAAUUAAUUUUGGGACAGAGCAACUGCUAUGGUGUGGUAGGGAGUAAAUGUAAACUGUGGAAGGUGGCGGACGCUCUCGCUUCUCGUCAGCCAGGAUCCUGGAUAUGCGCAAGUGUGUGGCAGAAAGGCGGUUUUUCACAGCUUUCUUCAGGACUCGGUGCUUCCAGCAAGCCCAGAUCCUGGUGCCGUGGAUGGGAGCAGCGGCUGCAGCCGAGAGCAUCGCGUUGCUGCAGCAACACGUCGGCUUCCUGGGGACCGCGUUGCCUCGGCGACACCGGGCGGGCUGAUGCUGCCGGAGCAAAUCGCCUCAAGCAGCUGCCCCAGAAAGCGGGGCAGCCCUGGCCUUGCGGGGAGAAUGGCAAACAGGCAGAGGUGGACGGCCUCUGGGUGGGACCACUGGGUUUGGAGACAGAGCCUGGCACGCGUGAUCCCUCGCAGGUGGUCAGACGAGGCCGCUGCCGAACGGAGCUCGCCAUUUAGUGUGCUAGGAUAAGACAGCGGGAAGGACAGUGUCAGCAGGAGGGAUUAGCUGAAGAGAGCAAGUGCUGAGGCCGUCGUCCUUGGUUUAUAUAACCAGGACCUGCAAACAUAUUGUGACAUCAGAAAUAACUGGGGAGCAAUGUCGUGUGUCGCACUAUGCAUCUACAACCAGAGGUAAUUGAGUGCGUUCAUCUUAGAAUAGUCCAGCGUUGUAUCAUGGUGGAUAAACAUUACACUGUGUCUUGUAGGCAGAGGAUUAAAUAUCGAUUUACAUAGGCUGUGUUAACACAUUACCUGUGUUAAUACUGUUAGACAUACAGCCUCCCACCUGGGUGACUGCAAGCAGUCCAGCAACCAGACCCAACUGGUAGGAAAAUGCUGACAGGUCUUCAAGAGCCCUGAGACCCUUUAUCACAAUGGUGGUCGUGGAGAUUGGCACCAAAAUUCCUUCUGGGGACUUCACUGGAGCCACCUGAAACUGCUCAUCAGAGGAAGGGAUUCAAAGUCUGAUGUGUAGACGUCAGUUAGCCACAGCACAUGAAGAGCAAUUUGAAAAGCAAAAGGACGGUAAAGGAGAGAAGAAUUUAUAGAAAAAGUCAGGUAAUUUGCUGAUCAUUGGUCUGUUCUUGUGGGAAUAUUUUCUCCCUUCACACUGUUGGAUUGAGAAGCCUCUUGCCCACUGUAAUUAGCUCUUGAAUAAAUAGCAUUUUUUGAACACAAGCCUCUGUUUCCUGUUUUUGUGUGUUAGCUCUUUUUUUUUUUUAAGCUUUGCACUGAUUCUCACAGAAGAGCAUAGCCUGCUUUUAGGGAUCUAGUGCUCCUUUUUGCCUCUGGGAACAUCACCAUAUGCUGCAGUGUUAUGCCUCUACCACAUUAACAUACCUGUUUUAAAGUAAACAUUUUCUCUGUACUUGUAACUGUGACCUUACUCCUUGAUGUAGGCUUGUAUUUCUGAUAUUUAGCCUUUCUCUCCGAGCCCUUUGUGCAUUUUCGUCAAUACAUUAGCUGUCUUUAUUCUCACAACGAAAGCUAUGCUUGUGUUUAUAAAGGAUUCCUGAACUGUGAGAAAUGUUUCUCAGUGUGUGCGGUUUUGCAUCAUUUGCCCUUGAAAGGGUGCAGCUUUCCCUGACCUCUUGCUUUUUCUUGUUCUCUUGUUUUUUCUCAAUGACUCUGGUAACUGCAUCAGUAGCCUUGGGAUUCAUGUUUUCCUUUCACAUCCAGGAAAGAUCCAGCCUUCGCUUACCCUCUCCAGCUGAAUCACAUAUCUGGUCCGUCCUUCUGUGAGCUUUCCAUGGCUCAGCCACACCAGAUUUGUUCUGGUUCACAACCAACUCCACCACAAAGCUCACUUUCCUGUCUCAUCCUUUCACCCACCACUUCCCUUUGCUAUGAAUUUCUCAGUCUCCCCUCUCUGUGUCAAAAUCACUUCAUAUCUUCCCCAUCAGGAUCCUUUAUGACAUUUCUUCAGUCGAUCAUUCACGGAAUCCAUCAGGGGUUGUCCUGCAGCAUUGUCCACUGUCCCAUCCCCAACAGACGUGGCAGUGGUUUCUGGAUCUCCUUGUCACAGCUGAGCAGUGCUCUCUAGAAACGUGUGGGGAGGCUGGUGCGGAGAGCCCAGCGGGCCUCCUUGAUCCUGGGCUCCCACCCGAUUGAGGAUUUCAUCUGUGUCGUGCCCCAUUCUUAAACUCAGAAAGCCUUGGGGAAGAGACUCGUCUUUUUUUCUCUUCAGCACGCUGAGAAAGUGAAAAAUGACAGCUCCCUGAGCUGCACUGCUAGUAACGCGUCCCAAAUGUGCACGGUUAUGAUUCUAAUGUCGCCUCAAAGCGGCUUGGUCCCCACACUGGUGCUCCUCCACGUUGUCUGCAGUUAGCAAGGGGGUUCCCUUGCAAAUGCAGAGCAGUAGCAGCAGUUCCUCGAUGUUCAGUUUGCAGUCGGAAAGAAGCUGGAGGCAACAUACAGAAAGAAAAAACAACUGUUACCUACCUUUUUUAACACCCUUGUAAAGGUGACCGUUUUUAUGAGUCAUAGCUAACACAAACCAGUUGGAAAAGAUACAGCCUAGACCUACACCGUGGCUUAGAGAAACCUGAAAGAGCAUUUAGUAUUCACGGUACGUGUGCAUUAUUAAAAUAAGCCCCUGUCGGUCUUAACUCCGUCAAGUCCUUUUUCAGAUUUUGUAGAGUUAAUUUCUCUUGUCACCCGGAGCAAUCCUUAACGUGCAGAACAUUGACUUGUCAAUGAGACGGGAAGAGUGGUGGCAAGGUUUGGCUCUUGCUGCGUGUGUGCAGGAGGAUCUCAGCGCAGGGGAUGUGCAUUGCGGUUGUUCCUUUGUUCGCAUUUAAUGGGACGAGAAACAAGAACGUAAUUAUGCCCUGUCUCACUCGAUCUCCUCCCUGCCUCUACGUAUUUGAACUCUGAAAUAAAGGCAAGUGGCAAUGCAGCUUUUUCUGGCAGUUGAGUGCAUCCCCGAGGCAGAUCAGAAGUGAUGCUGCCCGGAUCAUUGCACGUUGUGCAGUUUCCAUCUGAUAAGAGCUUCCCGCUGAGCCAUCUCUCAUGGCAGGGAACAUGGCCAUUACGAACAGUAUUUCAAGUACCUAAAAAUGAUCAAAGUUAGAGGCACGGUGUUUCCUGUUUGUUUUCCUUGUAUGUUUGACAACCCCAUCAGAAAGUGCUAGCUUCGCUUUUUCCCCUGAACAGCUGGCUGAUUUCUGCUUAUCUGACAACACCCUUUUGUGUGCUACUAGAUUUGAGGAUGCAACACCAAAAUGGGGCUUGGCUCAGAGAACAGCCAUUUCAGUUUAGCUAUUUUAGCUAUUUAUUUUCAGUUCAGCUUCAUACAGCAAAGUAAAUUCAUUUUUACUCUAAACCUAUCAACCCCUUUUAAAGCACAGCACGGGGUUACAAAAGAUUUGCUGCCUAAGGUUUCUGCAAAUUGAAAACACUUUAUUAAAAAGGGUGUUUGAAGCGUGCAAUUUUGGUUGGCUUCAGACUGAAAUGAAAACAUAACGGCAAAGACAAGAAAGAAAUGGAAAAUGCAGAGGAUCAGUCGACCUAUAUGACACCCGGGAAGAGGGCUCAAGCUGACGCCUUUGGGAGGCAAUUCAGGACUAACAGUGAAGGAAGGGAAGGUAUCACUGAUGUGUACUAGACCUGAACAAGGAGCGACCUACUGAGCCCGAGCUGCAAGGCAGUGCUAGAGAGGCACGGAAAAACAAAUGAAUGAGAAAACACUUGAUUGAUGAAAUUGCCCGAAAUAAGGAAGGAGGAAAACCACUGUAAUAUGUAAACACUUUAACUGCAAAGUUGUUUAAUCUGAGCCGUGCUAGGAACUGGCAGUGUAGGGCAUUAUUGCUACUUCCUAGGCUACGUAACAGACACAAAGAUGGACUGUGAAAUUUUCCACUUAAUGACAGGGAUAUUAAAUUAUAAAAAAAAAAGAUAAGAGUUUAUCUCAAAAGCAAUGAGCUAUUUUCUCAAGACCUUGCCGCCUAACUUUAAAAGAAAUACUGUGGAAGUUGAGCAGGUCUCAAAAGGAAAGAAAGCUGUAGCAGAAAGAAUGCCGAUUUAAAGCUUCUUUCCAUUUCCAGAUUUAUUUAUUUUUUUUACCUAGUGAGAGAAUCUAAACAAGGGGAAAACGUAUUCCAGUUGAUUGGGAUCAAAAUCCAAGUCUCAGACGUGCAAAAGAAUAGUCUGGAUAGAGAAGCCAAUAAUUAACUAUGAAAAAAGCCAUGGCAAAUGUGAAACCCACUUGGCGUGGAAAGUGGAGGGGAAAAAAGGACAAAAGAUUGGAAAAUGUUCUUGCAGGAGCAAAAGUGCGGCCAAAAUAGAGAAUUUGAGUAUAUGAGGAACAACCUGAAAGGUUACAUGGGAGGAUUCUUGGGAGUGAGCAAGAAUCGUUGCCCAGUGACAAUGUUGGUGCCUAGAAAGAAAGCUGUAGGUAGCUUGGUCGAGUUGGAAAGAGCAUAUUGCCACUGCAGUUGUAUUCUA